ACGACAAAAUCAACGAGACAACGUCAGCGACAGCAGAGGAAGAAGCAGCGCCUUCGCGUAGUACGCGCUUGUUUGUUUGUUUGUUUACAUUUUCUACAAGAAUACAAAGUAUUAUUAACAAAAUGUGUAAAUGAGUGUGAAAGGAUAUAAGUUGUAUUGUUACAUGAGCAAAAAUUGAACGGACAAUUUGUUCUCGAUUCAGCCCAUUGCAUAUAGAGGCAAUUGAUUUUUACAUAAUUUCCAAACGAUGGCGGCUAUGCGCUGACCAUCGUAGAUUUUAAUUGUUUUGUUUUGUGCGUGAGUUUUUCGAUGUGUACCACAUACACUGGAGUUAUAAAAAAUAUUGUUGCUGAACGAGUUCUUGCGAACGUGACGAAUCCGCUGCGCGAGAUUGAGUUAUUUGGAGGUGGCGAAGGAGAUAUAGACAUGGCGAAUAUGAAGUUGGAGCUGAAACUGGACGCGCACAAUGCUCUGCAAAAUCAGUUUGUAUCCCUCGACAUCGAUAAUAACCGUACAAAAGCGGAUCAUGGAAAUAAGAAGGGAAGUCAAACGGGCGCCUACAUAACACGGGCCAAAAUGAAUCCUGCCAAGAGUGAUAAUGAAAAACGCCGACGCAAAGAUGCAAUGCGAAAGAUAUCAAACAUCUUCAAGAAAUGUGAAUCGUUGUUGACUGCUGAGGAACGACAAUUGUGCGAAAAAUAUCCUGAUAUUGUUAAACAAAUAAAAAAACGAAAAGAACGAGUUGAAAUUUACAAAGACCGCAUUAUUGAAAAGGAAGAUGAACCGCAUGUCAUCGAGGCAAAGGUAGAAGAGUUGGCUGCGAUAAUUUCACAAUCGAAGCACCUGAUUUGCUAUACGGGCGCAGGCAUCAGCACAUCGGCUUUAAUACCUGAUUAUCGCGGCAGCAAAGGUAUUUGGACGUUACUGCAAAAAGGCGAAGACAUUGGCGAACAUGAUUUGUCAGCAGCAAAUCCCACGUACACACAUAUGGCUCUCUACGAAUUACAUCGACGACGACUUUUACGUUAUGUUGUUUCACAAAACUGCGAUGGAUUGCAUUUGCGUUCUGGAUUACCGCGUGCUUCACUUUCCGAAAUACAUGGUAACAUGUACAUGGAGGUGUGCAAGCAUUGUAAACCAGGACCAGCGGUGUAUUGGCGGCUAUUUGACACCACCGAAAUGACGGCGCGUCAUAGCCACAAAACGAAUCGUCUUUGUCAUCGUUGCUCCGAACCGCUCUACGAUACUAUUGUACAUUUUGGUGAGCGUGGCAAUCUCAAAUGGCCGUUGAAUUGGGCUGGCGCUUGUCACCAUGCGGAGAAAGGCGAUGUUAUAUUGUGCUUGGGAUCCAGUUUGAAGGUUUUGAAAAAGUACACAUGGUUGUGGCAAAUGGAUCGUCCAGCGAAACAACGAGCAAAAAUUUGUAUUGUUAACUUGCAAUGGACACCUAAAGAUAGUAUUGCCUCAAUAAAAAUAAAUGGAAAAUGUGAUCGCGUUAUGGAAAUGUUGAUGCGUGCGCUAAACAUAAGCGUGCCGAUAUAUACAAAGGAGAAGGACCCUAUAUUUGCGCACGCGUCGCUGCUUAUGCCCGAGGAGUUGCACACACUAACACAACCGCUGCUAAAGCGAGCCGGCGAAGAUGCAGAUAAAGAUACUGAGACUGCCGAGGAUGAGCAUGACACAUGCACCAGCGCAACCGAGGAAACGCUUGAUUCGAUUAUGUCAGGGGAUAGCGGCACCGAUUUGCCAAUAGGUAAAGGUCCUCGAAUACGUACACCAUUGAAAAACAGUACGCGUAUCAAAACCAAUCUUGAACUGAAAUAUAAGAUGCCGCGUUUGGACAGUCAUGCACAGAGUUGUGAGGAUGAUUCUAAGAGUGAAAAAAAUGAAAAGAUUUCUGAAGUGGCAAGGAAGACUGUGGAAGAUAUCAGUAACGCCAACCUGACAGAGAACAAAACAACCGCAUAUGACAUACUCCUAAGUAUAAAAGAAGAGGACCGUGAGCCGAAAACGAAUGCUGCCACACAACCUGAUCUAAUGGAAACAGGCGAAAAUAUUUUAAAAAACAUAUCUCAAGAAGGGCAGCCGAAAAUAGAGAGCAUUAAACAAGAGGAAAUCAAUACAAAUAUAAGUGAAUCGAAAUCAGAUGACCAGACUGUAGAUACAUCGACUGCUUCUAUUAAAGUAGAGCUCAACCCCGAAACUAAUAGUGUACUCUCUGAUAUAAUAACUAAUUCUAAAGAUGUAGAAAUGAAAAUAGAACCUAAUAUUAAAUCGGAGUCAACCGCUGGUGGUUCCAUGCCAGUACAGCCAAAAGCAGUGACGCUUUUCACGGAGUCUGUGCCGAAAAUAGAAGAUGAUGCAAAGGAAGCCAGCCGAAACCCCACUCCAAGCUUAACCAACAGCAAAAAGGAGUUGGAGAAUUUGAACUCUCCUAAAACGGAAAGCAUACAAGUAAAAAUAGAAACUGCAAUUGAGGUGAAAUCAGAAACCCCCCUUGAAAUGCCGGCAUUGGUGCCUAUCAGGCAGACUGCAGCAGUGACUAACAAACCAAUUAAUGACGAGAUUAAAUCAAAUGAUACACCCACUUCCGAUCUAUUCAAAACGUUGCAGGCCACAGAGAUUGCGCUCAACUCUGAUGAAGAAGAGGCAAGUUGUGAAAAUGUAGUUGCCCAAAUGGACAUACUGAAACUGGCAAGGAAGAGCACAGUUAAUAGUAGUGGCAUCAAAAAUAUCACACAACAGUAUUGGCUAUUGCGCAAGUUGCCCUGUUGGUACGAUGUCAAGUAUGCAUACUCUGGUCUGCAUAGUAUAGUGUAUCCGCCGCCAGCCGACCUGAAUAUUUGGAACUAUCAAGUAGUACCGAUAUUUGCUUUGAAUCGGGCAGCGGCCGAGUGUGAAUUCUGCUUUAAUAACUAUGCGGAAUUUGAGUGUCAGUUCUACCGGAAGUGGCACCUUAACGAACGCAAGCAUAAGAAACGCGCACGCAACGGACGUUUUGUGGUGUGUGAGUGUUGCUCGUAUUCAGAUGAGGAUGAUGAUGAUUACGAUGAAAACAUCUCGUUGGCACAUAUAGCCGCGGCAGAGGCGGCAAAGCGACAGCUGCAGUUAAACAACACUUUCCCGAGAAAAUUGGCGCGCACGCAAGCGGGCUGGUACGGCAAGGGCUAUCGCAAGGCAAGGCGACGUAAAUAAUACCGUGUACUGUAACUUUUUUACUUCAUUAUGUUUUUGGAGAGAGGAGAGGAUAAGUGACUGUCACACUGGCAGCUGUGACUGUCCUUGGUCACUACAAAUUUUUUGAGUAUUUAAAACUUUUUACCUGUACAAGUUUUUCUAUUUUAGUUUAAAAGCUUUUGAUGCAUUUAUUUUUUUUGUUUCUGAUAUUGUCUACAUUGCUUGCAGUGUUGUAGGUAUUCUUUUAUUAAAAUAGUUUGGGAUGUUAAGACCGUAAAUUUUCGUUGAUUAAAAUUGUACGAACAUAUUAAGUAACUAAAAUGCUAAAAUGUACGUUGUAAUGUACUGAAAUUUUUUUAUAAAACGAGAUUAAUAACACUUAUUAUAUAAAAAUGUCCGCAUUUAAGAUAAAAAGUAUUUGCAUUACAAACUUACAAGAUUAAAUUGAGUUUUAUUAUGUAAGUAGAAUUAAUAUUGACAAGUCUUUCACAACAAUGAGACAUACAUGUGUAUGUAGCUUAAAAUUGAAAAUGUCAUUAUUAAAAACUGGUAAGAAAUCAAUAAAAAAAAUUAAACAAACUAAAUCCUGGUAUGAACAUUCCCAAAUAUGUACAUACAUACAUAAGGCUAUUUCUAGUAUAUAAGAACAUAUCGUCGUUUCAAAACCUCGGUAUGUCAGGGUGCUCAAAUUUUAUGGGAGAGAAGAAAACUAGUCUUAUUUUUUUUAUCUCCAAUUAUCUCUUCUUCUUUGUCUAAGUAUCGAUAUUUUAGUUUGAAUGGAUAAGGGUUUGAUGACAGGAGCUUCUAGUGAGCAAAUAUCUUUUUUGGCACAAAAUUCAGUUACGGGGUUUUGCAGAACCACGAUACGCGGUUUUGGACUUUAAAUGACGAUACGUGUGUGUAUGUAU
This is a messenger RNA of Rhagoletis zephyria (snowberry fruit fly), 4085 nucleotides long. It is a transcript of the gene Sirt7, whose product is annotated as sirtuin 7. The record is from RefSeq and is a predicted model, not a curated record. Gene Ontology annotation, molecular function: NAD+ binding; histone H3K18 deacetylase activity, NAD-dependent. Gene Ontology annotation, cellular component: chromatin; nucleus. Lineage: Eukaryota; Metazoa; Arthropoda; Insecta; Diptera; Tephritidae.